UAGAACUACUUGCGGAAGUUGAAACAUACACUAAAAUUCAGUGAACAUUAUUCUAUUGCUAAUACCUUGUCAAAUGACAGUAUGAUGGCGACCAACGCGAGGAUAGUUUGGAUUUGGUCCUUGUUUGUUUUUAUUUUAGUACUUUUUGAGGCAAUAAAUUAUUGCGAUGGAAGACGCUAUGGAUUUCCAGCACGUACUCUACAUUCAUAUUCUACAGAGAAGAACAAAGACUUCUUGCCGACAACGUUUUCUGGGCAUAGCGACUCCCAUUCGAGUUCGAAACAAGUUGUGGAACUAAGCAAUACUAUUACUUAUAAUCAACUACCAGAAGAAGAAUCAGGGGAUUCGUAUACCGGUUUUCGCAAGUAUGAUACGGGGAAUUUUAUCGUCGGUAGGCCCGGCAGGGAAAAAAGAUCACCAGCAACGACACAUAAGCCUAUUAUUAAUCAUUUCCCUUUGAAUGAUAGUCAUGAGCAGCUUUCAGUUCUUUGGGCUGGAAAAAACAGCAAAAUAGUGAUUUGUUUGGCUCGCAAUCGAGUGAUCCAAGAGGGCAGUAGCUCCAAGGUAUUUUUUUCCUAUAAUUAUGGAAAAACUUUCUCAGAAGUACAGGAAAAGUUUAUGCGCAUAUCUCCAGAAAAGACUUCAACAAUUUCUAUGUUUUAUAUUAGUCCUGUGACAAACAAUAGGUAUAUUUUCACAGAUGUCACCCAUGGGUAUCUCUUUCUAACUCAAGACUUUGGAGAAACCUUUGAAUCUGCAUCUGUUCCUUUCAAACCCGAAGUGAUAGCAUUUCAUCCAACACGGGCUGAUGUGGUCUUGGGAAUGGAUAAAAAUGAUAAAGAAAAAAAGUUGUGGCUGUCUGAAGAUUUUGGAGUUACAUGGAAUGAGCUAGAUAGGCAUGUCAAGGCUUUUUUUUGGGGUGUUGAGAAUAUUGAUGCUGAUGAUGUGCUGUUUGUGGAGAGACAAGAACCUGAAAAAAGAUCAACUGUUUUGAAACUUAGAUUAUUUAAAGCAGAACUAGAAAAAGAAGUGUUGUUAACAAAUGCUGAGGACUUUGAAGUGAGAGAAAAAUAUAUUUUUGCUACAAAGAAACAGCAACUCUUUGGAUCAAAUAAUAAAAAUGGAACACUUCAGUUGUGGAUCUCUUACAACAGAGGACCUUUCCAGAAUUCAAGAUUUCCAAAUCACUUAGACCGUAAGGACUUCUAUAUUGCUGAUGCUAGUGAAGAUCAGGUCUUUGUUUGUGUUAUGCAUGAUGCUUUUGAAACCAACCUGUACAUAUCAGAUGUUAAAGGCACCAGUUUCUCACUGUCACUAGAACGUGUACUUUAUUUGAGCUCAAAAGCUCCUUUACCUGGGUUGUAUGACAGUGAGGACUCGUUAGUUGAUAUACACAAAGUGGAUGGUCUGAGAGGUGUGUAUAUUGCUACUCAAGUCAAGAAGGGAGCCCACAUGGAGAACUUGUUGGAGAAUCUGGUGUCAGUAAUUAGCUUUGAUAAAGGUGGAGAAUGGGCUCCUCUGAGACCUCCUAAAGUAGAUAGUAAUGGUAACCCCAUUUCUUGUCAGCUGAGUGAAGGCUGUUCCUUACAUUUGACUCACAAGUUUAACCAAGUCUUUCACACUAAUGUACCACCGAUUUUAUCCAAAGAGUCAGCUGUUGGAAUAAUUGUUGGAUCAGGUGUCGUUGGGAAGUCCUUGAAAGGUCAUCCAAGUGUUUUUGUGUCUUCAGAUGCCGGAAUCAGCUGGCAUGAGAUUUUAAAUGGAAACUACCAAUAUACUUUUGGAGAUUUUGGAGGCAUUAUUGUAGCUGUUCAACUGUACAAUAGAGGUGGAGAAACCAACUGGCUCCUAUACUCUUUGGACAUGGGAGAAACAUGGACAAGGGCUAACUUUACUGAACCCGAAAACAGCAUCCGGGUCUAUGGCUUGAUGACAGAGCCAGGAGAGAAAACAACUGUCUUCACAAUUUUUGGCUCCUUGCCUAACCAUCAUCAGUGGCUUUUAGUAAAAGUUGAUCUACAAAAUGUGUUUUUAUAUACUUGCAAAAAAGAGGAUUAUAAAGAGUGGAUUCCACAUGCACCAAACACUCCUUGUCUUCUGGGGCGUAAGCAGGUGUUUGAGCGUCGCAUUGCACAUGUGCUUUGUUACAAUGGAAGGGAUUAUGAAAGACCUGUUCGUGAAGAAGAGUGUCCAUGUUCUAGAGAAGACUAUGAGUGUGACUUUGGAUUUAAAGAAGAUGAUAUAAUACAUAUGUGUGUCCGAGAUUCUGACAGUGAAGGAAAUCCUUAUGCAAUUCCUGAUACGUGCUCUCCAAGCAAUUUCUAUAACAGGACUAAAGGUUACCGGAAAGUGUCAGGUGAUACAUGCAAGGGAGGCAGCAAUUACCGUUAUGAUCCAGAGCUUAUCUCUUGUCCAGAUAAAAGUGAGACAGAGUUCUUGCUGUUUGCUCAAAGGACAAAAGUAAGCCGUAUCCCACUCAACACAGACAGCGUUACUUGGGAUACUCUUGCUCUUCCUGAUCUGAAGAAUGUUAUUGCUGUUGACUAUGAUUACCACAACAAUUGUGUUUUUUGGGCUGAUAUAAACCAAAAGAAAAUUAUGAGAAUGUGUCUUGAUGGACAAAAAUCAGCAGAAGUUCUUGUAGAGAAAGAUUUAAUGAUUAUUGAAGGGUUAGCUUUUGAUUGGAUCAGCAAGAAUUUAUACUUUGUCGAUGGUGGACUGGCCAGAGUUGAAGUUAUUCGUACUGACAUCAAUUAUGCUGGGAGGAUGAGGCGAGAAUUGAUAAAUAAGACAAUGGUUGAUAAGCCACGAGGUAUUGCUGUACAUCCUGCAAGAGGACUAAUGUUUUUAACUGACUGGAGCAGUUCAAAACCCUCGGUAGCGAGAGCAUACUUAGAUGGCAGCAACUUUGUACGACUGUUUGAUAAAUCUGUUGUUACCUGGCCUAAUGGAAUAGCAGUUGAUUAUCUUAGUGACCGAAUUUUUUGGGUAGAUGCUCGCAAAGACUAUGUAGCAUCAGCAGAUCUCGAUGGUCAGCACUUUCGUUAUGUGUUGAAGGGAGGAUUAAUCAUUCCACAUCCAUUUUCUGUUACUGUUUUUAAAGACUGGAUCUAUUUUGAUGACUGGAACAGAGGUCAGAUCUUGGAAGCCAAUAAAGUUGAUGGUGCUGGCUUGAAGGUUUUGGUCGGUGAUUUAUCACAGCCUAUGGCGUUGAAGGCUUUUGGACAUGGUGUACAACAGGGAACUAAUAUGUGUCAAAAUAUAACCCACGGGAUGUGCAGCCACCUGUGUAUGGGUCGUCCAAAUAACAGUCGCACCUGUUUAUGUCCUGAUGGUAUGAAGAUACAGAAAUUGAUUGAUGGAAAUGAAAAAUGUUUGUGUCCUAAUGGAGAGGCUUUGCGUAAGAAUGGAACAUGUGUAGCAUUGAAUUCCACUUGUGCACCUGAGCAGUUCACUUGUAGUAACGGGCUUUGCAUACCUAACCUGUGGAAAUGUGAUGGAGACAACGACUGUGGAGAUAAUAGUGACGAAUAUAACUGUCAGCUUCACACGUGUGAUGAGAACCAAUUUCUCUGCCCUUCUGGACGUUGUAUCCCCAACACAUGGAAGUGUGACACUGAUAAAGACUGUGAAGAUGGUUCAGAUGAAAAGGACUGCCAUUUCAAAGCAUGUGGAGAAAUGGAGUUCCAAUGUGACAAUGGCCGCUGCAUCCAAGAACAAUUUCGUUGUGAUUUUGACAAUGACUGUGGAGAUGGUACUGAUGAAAGUAAUUGCACAACCACUGCAGUUCCCACAACAAGUAGUAGUACGUCAUCACCAGAAGUGUUCAACACCACAUGUGCUUCCUUCAUGAUGAGAUGUGACAAUGAACAUUGCAUUCCUUUCUGGUGGCAGUGUGAUGGUGUUGAUGACUGUGGAGACAACUCUGAUGAAGAAUCAUGUGGUUCAUCUGAAAAUAGCACAAAGGCAGAAGUUGUAACGGCUGAAGUUGCCAAUGCAACCUGUGGAGAAGAUCACUUCCGUUGUCUAUCAGGAAAAUGCAUUAGGAAUUCAUGGGUUUGUGAUGGUAAUAAAGAAUGUGAAGAUGGAGAUGAUGAAAAAGAUUGUAGUGGUGUUGCAACUUGUGGGCCCACAGAUUUUCAUUGUUUCAUGAGUAUGGGCUGUGUUCCACAAAGUGACGUUUGUAAUGGGAUACCUAAUUGUGGAGAUAAUAGUGAUGAGUGGAACUGUAAUGACAAGAGUAUAAAUGCGACACUUCCUGUGACUUGUAAUCCUAGUCAGUUUACCUGCCAUAGUGGAGAAUGUUUAUCACUUCAAAACAGAUGUGAUAACAAACCAGACUGUUAUGAUGGUAGUGAUGAAGAGGGAUGCACAGAUGUCUAUAGAGUUGAAUACCUUACUGUGGAUGUAAAGAGUGUCAGUACAACAGGUUUCACAGUAAUGUGGAAAAAACCCAUAAAGACCUUGGACUUCGAGUACAAAUUAUCCUACAGGUUUGUUGUUUUACUGAAGUUUCUUCAUGUGGAUCAACUCAGUUCAAGUGCACAGAAGGUGGGAACUGUGUGCCUGCCUUUUGGAGGUGUGACGGAGACAAAGACUGUGGAGAUGGUUUAUUUCUCCCCGCCUACUCCUCCUCUUUCCAUCACUGUAAAUGGCUCUGAACAUAAAAAGGCCAUCACUUUUUAUUUUAAGCCAGGUGAAACAUACACAUUCUGGGUGACGGCCAUUUCAGGUAGACUAGAAAGUCUGAAUUCGUUACCGGCUCAGCUAUCUUUUGCUGAGGAUUUUAUUAUUCAGCCAGUGACAAAACUGAGAAAACAAGCCAUAACCAAUACAUCAGUUACUCUUGUGUGGGACAAACUGAAAGAGAAGGUGGAUGGUUAUAUUGUAGAAUACAGAAAUCAGUAUGAACAUGAGAAUUACCUGUGGAUGAAAAAAAAGACCAAGGAACCUUCUAUUAAAAUUUCACCACUGGCUCCUGGUUCAAAGUACACUUUCAGAGUUUGUGGUUACAAUGGAGAAUUCAAAGGUGGAGAGAGUAAAUUAGAUAUCAUCACCCCAGGAAAACCUUUACAAUCUGUGAAUGUGACAAAACAAGAAGUAAAUGGAACAAGGAUAAGACUGGAAUGGACUCCAGUUGACGAUGGUCGCCAUGUCAAAUGGGUGUAUGGGAUUUAUCUCUUACAUCCCAGCAGUAGGAUACCUAGUAUGUCAGUUUUAUCUUUGUACUAAUCUUAACAGAUCUGA
Molecule: messenger RNA, 5247 nt
Organism: Limulus polyphemus (Atlantic horseshoe crab)
Lineage: Eukaryota; Metazoa; Arthropoda; Merostomata; Xiphosura; Limulidae
Product: sortilin-related receptor-like
Exons: 34
Coding region: 82-5232 (1716 amino acids)
Biological process (GO): post-Golgi vesicle-mediated transport
Cellular component (GO): membrane; Golgi apparatus
Molecular function (GO): protein binding
Source: RefSeq, a predicted model, not a curated record